ACAGGAGACUUAUUUUCGUACUCCAAUCUCUGCCCAAGAUAGGUAAGUCGGUGUACCGUGGACAGGUAGCUUUGCUUUUUAACAAUUUUUUUAAAUUAAUAUUCUAGGUUAGCCGUAACACUUCGGUUUCUUGCCACGGGAGAUUCAUAUACUAGCCUACAGUAUCUAUUCAGAAUUUCCAAGCAGUCGAUUGGGCGUGUAGUACCCCAAGUUUGUGCUGCACUAAUUAAGGAAUUGCAGGGAUAUAUCAAGCUACCUAAGACUCCCACAGCUUGGAAACAAGUUAGCAACAUAUUUGAAACUCGUUGGAACCUUCCUCAUUGUGUUGGUGCCCUAGAUGGAAAACACGUUGUUUUACAAGCACCAGUGAAAUCGGGUACCGAAUUUUUCAAUUAUAAAUCCAAUUUUAGUAUUGUGCUUUUCGCACUGGUUGGUGGUGAUUAUAACUUUAUGUUUGCUGACGUAGGCUGCCAAGGAAGAAUUUCUGAUGGGGGGUUUUUAAGGCAAGCAAAUUAUAUCAGCAGCUUACAGAAAACAAACUAGGACUUCCAAACACCAGAAGAACUAGAAGGAUGUUCUAUGCAAAUACCGUAUUUUUUGCCGACGCUAGCGCAUUUGCUUUAAGCGAAAAUCUCAUGAAGCCCUUUACUGGGGACUUUCCAAAAGGAACUCCUCAACGAAUUUUCAAUUAUCGUUUGAGUAGGGGUCGUCGCAUAGUUGAAAACACAUUCGGUAUAUCAAGUGCAGUGUUUAGGGUGUUAAGAAAACCAAUGCUCUUAGAGCCUGCAAAAGCAGAGUGGGUUAUAAUGACAGUCAUUCUUUUGCAUAAUUAUCUCAGAAAACACUCACCAAAUAUUUAUACCCCUUUUGGCACAUUAGACUAUGAAGUUAAUGGAAAUUUAACUGAGGGAUCAUGGAGAAAUGAAGGAGAUAUGACGUCUAUGGUACCUAUACGAAAUAUUCCUCGAAGACCCACAAACUAUUGUACAAAAGUUAGAGAUGAAAUCGCUAAUUAUUUUAUAAAUACUGGAGCUCUAGAAUGGCAGGACCAAUAUGCUUGAAUUUAUAACAAUAAUUACUUACCGUAGCAAGUCUUUUUCGUGGCAAAUCUCUGUCUUCUAAAAACCUAAACGCUUCAUAGGCAAACCAUCUGCUGCAAUAAACUUCAUCUCUUCCUGAAAAUUAAAAUCGAGAUUAAAAUUAUAUACGGCAAGUGAAC
This is a messenger RNA of Acanthoscelides obtectus, 1219 nucleotides long. The record is from the annotation of a GenBank genome assembly. NCBI's taxonomy places the organism in Eukaryota, Metazoa, Arthropoda, Insecta, Coleoptera, Chrysomelidae.